AUGCAGUCCAGCUCGUCCAGCUCCCACGCGCAGCUGGGGCACCGGUUGACGCAGUUUGUCUGCCUGGUCAACGAGCUGCAGCCGUUCUACGAGGUGCUGGAGCGUAACAACUUGUCGGCUGGCACGCUCGAGCAGCUCAUUCGGCGCUGUUCGUUCCGCACCAAGGACCCUGAGGCGUUCGACGACGGCUGGCAGCCGCCGCCGCUCACGGCGGACGGUCGCUUCCUCAGCCGCUUCUUGGUCAGGAACUGCGGCAACUACCGGCGCGAGGUGCCCGCGGCGGCGGGGGGCGAGGCGGUGCUGUCGCCGGGCCCGGUCUGCGAGCCCGCGCACGCGGUGCUGAACCGCACGCAGCUCGCGGCGAGGGCGCCGAGGUGGGUGUGGGACCCCGCGGAGUAUCAGACCAGGAGGUGGGAGCGCGCCAACAUCGUGCAAGACAUCGUCGGCAGGGAGAAGGAGCUGGGCAGGUUCCGCACCUUCACCCAGGGCCAGCCGCUGGUCAGCAUGGGCGCGCCCGCCUGGAGGAGACCACCGCCUCGCCUCCCUUCCCCGCAACCGGCCGGUUGA
Messenger RNA from Prorocentrum cordatum, 567 nucleotides. The record is from the annotation of a GenBank genome assembly. Lineage: Eukaryota; Dinophyceae; Prorocentrales; Prorocentraceae.